GUCAUCAUGAACCACUGGGUGUGCUUUAUCUUGGCCACAGGAACCUGGAUGAGCGGCUGUGUCCAUGCCAUUGUCCUAACCUCCCUCACCUUCAAACUACCCUAUUGUGGCUCCAACCAGGUGGGCUACUACUUCUGUGAUAUACCUGCAGUGUUGCCUCUGGCCUGUGAGGACACCUCUCUAGCUCAGAGGGUAAGUUUUACAAAUGUUGGUCUUGUGUCUCUGGCUUGCUUUCUAAUCAUCCUUGUGUCCUACAUUCGCAUUGGGAUCUCCAUAUUGAAAAUCCGCUCAACAGAGGGCAGGCAAAGAGCAUUCUCCACCUGCAGUGCCCACCUCACUGCAAUCCUUUGUGUUUAUGGACCAAUAGUCAUCAUCUAUCUGCAGCCCAACCCCAGUCCCUUGCUUGGUGCUAUAAUUCAGAUCGUGAAUAACCUUAUAACUCCCAUGCUGAACCCACUAAUCUACAGCCUGAGGAAUAAGGAUGUAAAGUGUGCCCUGAGGAAUGAGUUUCUUAAGAGAAGCCAUACUUUGAAAAGUAAAUGA
Messenger RNA from Chinchilla lanigera (long-tailed chinchilla), 543 nucleotides. Its product is annotated as putative olfactory receptor 10D4. Gene Ontology annotation, biological process: G protein-coupled receptor signaling pathway. The annotation marks the transcript as partial. Gene Ontology annotation, cellular component: membrane. Gene Ontology annotation, molecular function: olfactory receptor activity. The transcript has a single exon. NCBI's taxonomy places the organism in Eukaryota, Metazoa, Chordata, Mammalia, Rodentia, Chinchillidae. The record is from RefSeq and is a predicted model, not a curated record.